AAAAAAAACUUCCAGAAACAUUGACACUUUUUUUUACUUAUAGUCAUCUAUCAUUUACCGUACCCAAAAAUUUUAAACACAGUGCGUAUUCGAGAGUGUUUCAGAGCUGCUCACACAAGAUUAAGAAAUCCCUGUACAUGCCCCAACCCUUUCAGGUUUCAUGGUAGGUGUGCAAUAUAGUAAAUUUCCAGAAAUGUCAGUUUUCACGUUUGUUUCAAUUUGUCUUUCAGAGAGAUCUGCAGCCAGAAUUUAAUGUGCAGUUUCAUCUAUUGGGCAAAAGCCUGACAGUACAAAACACACUAUUCUGAUCCUCCAGGUGAAAUAGUUCAUGUUUCCAGUGCAGACUGCAGAAGCUGAUACUUCUUGUCCUAGUCCUCUCUCCAUGUGACACACACAACAAUUCAGGAGAGAAAAAUGGAAAUAAGUGCAGAAGAAGAAUAUGGAAAUGGCACAUUUGCAUAUUAUGAUGAUUAUAUUGAAAUAUGUAAUCGCGAGGCUGUGAUCAAAUUUGGAUCCAUUGUAGUUCCCACAGUCUUCACCAUUGUGGUCCUCCUCAGUCUCAUCGGAAACAUACUGGUUCUGGUGGUGUUUGGACUGAAUUUGGAUGAAAACGACAGGUCACUGAACAAAAUCUUCAUCCUCAACUUGGCUCUGUCUGACCUGAUCUUCACUCUCGGACUUCCAUUUUGGGCCUGUUAUCACAUUUGGGGCUGGACGUUUGGUGAUUUUAUGUGUAAAAGUGUGAACUUUGUCUUCUCUGCUGGAUUUUAUAGCAGCAUUGUGUUCCUGAUGCUGAUGACCAUUCAGCGCUAUGUAGCAAUCAUCCAUCCUCUGUCCUAUCGAACGAGAUAUCGGCACUGUUCAGUUAUUCCUUUAUUAUUCAUUGCUUGGGUGGUGAGCAUUGUAGCAGCUGUGCCAGACUUACUGUACUAUGAAGUCAUACCUGACCCAGACUCUGACAAACAGUACUGUGAGUAUAACAGCACUUUUGCUAUCUUUGAUGUUACACACGAGCAGAACAUUUUUUUUGUGGUUGCCUUUUUUGUCAUGUUUUGUUGCUAUGCAAGAAUUUUUCGAGCCAUCCUCAAAUCUCUUGCUGCCAACGCACACAAGGCUAAAAGACUCAUCCUCUGUAUUGUGUCUGUGUUUUUUGUGUGCUGGGCUCCUUAUAACAUUGUAAUAUUUCUGCGCUCCUCAACUUAUCGUCAGAUCAAAACUUUUUCUGAAUGUGACGUGUCCACUCGUCUUGACUAUGCGUUCUAUGUCUGCAGAUUGCUCGCUUUUUCCCACUGCUGUCUUAAUCCAGUGAUUUAUUGUUUUGUUCAUAAAAUAUUCUGGGAUAAUUUGAGGACACUUCUAAAGAAACUGUUUCGAUGCUAAAUCACCAUAGACUUCCAUUAUAUGAGAAUGGUAGAAAUUCAUUCUGCCUGUUUUAUGUGGGCCAAAAGUUGACCUAAUUCACUCCCAUUAAAACAAGAAUAAUUUGGAACGACCUACAGAAACAUUAGAAAUUGCAGCAGUUCAUCUCUCUGACUGACUUUAAGUUUACUUUUAGAACUGUGUCAUCGUGUUUGCUCUUGUUAUAAAAUGACAGAGUGAGGCCCAUAUCCUACAUUUUUCUUGUAUUGUUUUCUGACUGAAGUAGACUCACAACAUUUGUGUGGUUUUCUGUAUGAAAAACACUAAUAGUAAUGAUUACAUGACCAUUUUCCAACAUCUCUAAAUCCAAUAGAAUCAA
This is a messenger RNA of Colossoma macropomum (tambaqui), 1738 nucleotides long. RefSeq names its product chemokine XC receptor 1-like. The record is from RefSeq and is a predicted model, not a curated record. Lineage: Eukaryota; Metazoa; Chordata; Actinopteri; Characiformes; Serrasalmidae. The transcript has 3 exons. Gene Ontology annotation, cellular component: membrane. Gene Ontology annotation, molecular function: chemokine receptor activity. Gene Ontology annotation, biological process: immune response; G protein-coupled receptor signaling pathway; chemotaxis. The coding region runs from base 415 to 1380 and encodes 321 amino acids.